Messenger RNA from Pistacia vera, 1207 nucleotides. RefSeq names its product polycomb group protein FIE1-like. Lineage: Eukaryota; Viridiplantae; Streptophyta; Magnoliopsida; Sapindales; Anacardiaceae. Gene Ontology annotation, cellular component: ESC/E(Z) complex. Gene Ontology annotation, biological process: negative regulation of transcription by RNA polymerase II. The transcript has 13 exons. Gene Ontology annotation, molecular function: protein binding; nucleosome binding. Bases 1 to 999 code for a protein of 332 amino acids. The record is from RefSeq and is a predicted model, not a curated record.
AUGGCGAAGACGGCGAUCGCGUCCGAGCCGCUGGUGGGUUCACUAGUUCCCUACAAGAAACGCGACUACAGAGUCACCAACAAGCUUCAAGAAGGCGACUGUGUAUCAAUGUCUUAUGUUGACGAAGAUAAGGACGAGUCAUUUUACACUGUAAGCUGGGCUUGCAAUGUUGAUGGAACUCUCAUUCUAGUGGCCGGAGGCAUCAAUGGUAUAAUCCGUGUCAUUGAUGUCAGCAAUGAGAAGCUUCACAAGAGUUUUGUUGGCCAUGGAGACUCAAUAAAUGAAAUCAGGACUCAGCCACUAAAGCCAUCUCUUGUGGUGUCUGCUAGCAAGGAUGAAUCGGUUCGUCUUUGGAAUGUGCAUACUGGAAUAUGCAUUUUGAUAUUUGCUGGAGCUGGGGGUCACCGUAAUGAAGUUCUGAGUGUGGACUUCCAUCCUUCAGACAUAUAUCGCAUUGCAAGUUGUGGCAUGGACAACACUGUUAAGAUUUGGUCAAUGAAAGAGUUCUGGACAUAUGUAGAGAAAUCCUUCACAUGGACAGAUCUUCCUUCAAAAUUUCCCACAAAAUAUGUUCAGUUUCCUGUCUUCAUAGCUUCAGUUCAUUCAAACUAUGUUGACUGUAACCGAUGGCUUGGUGAUUUUGUUCUGUCAAAGAGUGUUGACAAUGAAAUUGUGUUGUGGGAACCAAAAAUGAAGGAACAGUCUCCUGGAGAGGGAACGGCUGACAUCCUUCAAAAAUACCCUGUUCCUGAGUGUGAUAUCUGGUUCAUCAAGUUUUCCUGUGACUUCCACUACAAUGCAGCUGCAAUAGGGAAUAGGGAAGGGAAGAUUUAUGUAUGGGAGCUGCAAAGUAGCCCCCCUGUUCUCAUUGCAAGGUUAUCGCAUGCUCAGUCGAAAUCUCCAAUUAGACAGACUGCCAUGUCCUUCGACGGAAGCACCAUACUAAGCUGUUGCGAGGAUGGAGCAAUAUGGCGGUGGGAUGCUGUAUCAACUUCCUAAAUAUAUUCAAGUGGGUCUAUUGGAAGACCUUUAUUGAUGCUCAUUUUGUUGUUUCAUUAGAGGCUGACAUGGUUAAUUGUUAAAUUAUGUAGGACAUAAAUUAAGAGAUGACCAAUUCCAUGAACCCUCAGUCAAAGCCUGACAAAAUGUGUUGGAGUAGACCUACAGGUCGGCGAAGAUGCUUAAUUUAUGAUAUUUGCAUAUUACA